AUGGCUGGUCUAACUGCAGGUUUAAAGAUCGAAGUGUUGUCUAAAUCUUGGGAGUGCAAUACAAAGUUGAACACCCUUACUGAUGCUCGUGCAUGGUCGGAAGAGCACCGAUAUGUUCAACUCAGUGAAUACGACGAUGACGAAUUGAUUCGGGAUCAGUUCUGUGUCAAAAAAAAAGGGCGAUAUAGUUAUGUCGUCUGGAAAAAAGAAGCUGGGCAGCCAGAAGUUGUAUUAAAUAUCUCAGGCUUUGUUGUAUCGUCAUUUUUUGGUCCAAUCAAUCGACAUGUCAAUUUACGCAUCACGAGGCAAAACAUUACUAUCGUUGGAUUGGGAAAUCCUGCCUUUAAUUCGGCUCUGUCGGUGUUGCGACGAAUCUAUCGCUUGCUUGACCAGAGCCAUCCCAUCGGUGCUAUGCAGCCUUUUCGUUCUACUAAAGUCUUGGACACACCAGCAUUCACUGCAGAGGCACGAUUCUUGACGUCUAUUGAGGACGUCGAAGCGUUUGCAACUGAUGGUUAUUCUCUUCGACAUUCGCAAGAUCCUCAGCAUAUUUUACAGAGUUGUGUUGGGAGUGGGAAGUUUGCGUACACUGAAGAUAAUCAUGUCGAACUUAGUGAACUUGGCGAUGCCGACCCAGACACAGGAAUUCAAUUUCCUAACAAUAUCGACAAUCCUUGCUAUAUUCGUCCAGGUGAUUUGGUCGAGUUGUCGUUCACAUUGCGCUCCAUCACGCUUGGAAAGGUUCAAACCAAGGAAGCUUUCGUAACGAAACUUGAUGCAGUUGUCAUUAUAGAUAAGUUUGGUGCAAAGCUUUUAUAUGAUCGCGACUGCCAGGAUGAUGAAGCUCGUCGGGCUGAAGCAGCUCGUCUUGAGAAAUCAAAGGAUGUUUCUGCACCAAAGAAACUUCGUGUUGGGUCAUCAGUCAAACUUAGCGAUUAUGUUGAUCAAUUUUUGGAAGUUGGAAGAGGCAAAGACUUGGAUGAAGUUUGGGACAAAGAGUCGGAUGAAGUAGGGCAGAAGGAACAAGGUGAUGUUGGUGAAAAUUCAGCUAUGUUAACCUAA
Laccaria bicolor S238N-H82 is the source of this 1062-nucleotide messenger RNA. RefSeq lists its product as uncharacterized. The transcript is spliced from 5 exons. The record is from RefSeq and is a predicted model, not a curated record. The coding region runs from base 1 to 1062 and encodes 353 amino acids. NCBI's taxonomy places the organism in Eukaryota, Fungi, Basidiomycota, Agaricomycetes, Agaricales, Hydnangiaceae.